This is a messenger RNA of Oxyura jamaicensis (ruddy duck), 2134 nucleotides long. It is a transcript of the gene PRELID3A, whose product is annotated as PRELI domain containing 3A. NCBI's taxonomy places the organism in Eukaryota, Metazoa, Chordata, Aves, Anseriformes, Anatidae. Gene Ontology annotation, molecular function: phosphatidic acid transfer activity. The transcript has 7 exons. The record is from RefSeq and is a predicted model, not a curated record. Gene Ontology annotation, biological process: phospholipid transport. Gene Ontology annotation, cellular component: mitochondrial intermembrane space. The coding region runs from base 60 to 578 and encodes 172 amino acids.
GCGGCCGCGAGCCGCGUGCGCGCUGCCCUGCGCCCGCCCGCGCCGAGAUCGCUCCGGCCAUGAAAAUCUGGAGCUCGGAGCACGUCUUCGGGCACCCCUGGGAUACAGUGAUCAAAGCUGCUAUGAGGAAGUACCCCAACCCGAUGAAUCCAUGUGUGGUAGGAGUAGAUGUCCUUGACAGAAGCCUUGACAACCAGGGGAGGUUGCACAGUCACCGUCUCCUCAGCACAGAGUGGGGAUUGCCGAGCAUUGUAAAAGCGAUUUUAGGAACAAGUAGAACUCUGACUUACAUUGAAGAACAUUCUGUGGUAGAUCCGGUAGAAAAAAAGAUGGAGCUUUGCUCAACUAAUAUUACUCUCACAAACUUGGUGUCUGUUGAUGAGAGACUGGUUUACACGCCUCAUCCUGAGAACCCUGAAAAAACUGUGCUAACUCAAGAGGCAAUUAUUACUGUCAAAGGCAUUAGCUUGAGCAGUUAUUUGGAAAGCUUAAUGGCAAACACAAUAUCUUCUAAUGCCAGAAAGGGGUGGGAUGCUAUUGAGUGGAUAAUUCAAAAUUCUGAAAGCGCUCUAAGCUAGCAGUUCUCCACACCUGCAGUUUGUACUAACUAGUGGGUCGAGAUGCCCUGGAGUGGGUGAUCAGCAAACUAAACACAGAACUGGAGGAGCUGAAAUCAACGCGCGAGGGCGUGAAACCAGCCAUGGCAGCGGCAUCGGCAGAAAAAUAAAAGCCAAAAGUACCAAGUAACUGACAGAAAAAAAAUUACUCUGCCGACUGCUUUCUAGAUCUCCCUUCCAAGGCUGAUCUGCGUAGUUUUUAUAUAUUUGUAAGAAUAUUAGGAUCAGCGGAAAAGUAACCUCAUCUUUCAUCUCCACAGCAGCUCCUGUGGCCUACUGAAGGCUGAACUGACCUCCUGCAGAUGCUCUUUUCAUGUAAACGAUUUCUUUUACACACUGGAAACACAACAUUUAGCACAUUUAAAACUGCCUAAAUGUGCCUUGUAUAACAGAGGUUGAGAGUAUGUUGUAUUUUACACCAUCUCGGUUUUUCAUACUGAAACUUGCAAAGAACUUGUGUUUAUUGAGGGUUCUUCACAUGAGCAUUUGUUCUGUGAAGGGCCCAUAGGUACUAGGGCACUGAAUUGUGUUUGUUUUGUAACCUGGCAGCGCCUUGUAACCAUGUAAAGGGAACUACGUGAGGCAGGACAUGAUACUCUAGAGUAAGAUAUCUAUCUAGAGAAUCAUCCCCAAAAGCUAAGACUUAUGUGAUACUAACUCUUCUUACGUUGUCUAAAUGUGCUGUCUGAACGUGACGGAUGCUUUACCUCUUAGAUGUUGAUAUCCCAACAAAGAUAAAGUUUCCAUCGAUGUUUGAUGUUAAUAGCCUAAACAGAUGGUUGUUUUUUUUCUUUUGGGGGGAGGUUGUAAUUUAUUUUCCUAUUUAUUAACUUUCCCUAGUUCCUCCCCUCACUAGCAGAAGAGGAGUGGUAAUUCCUGGAAGGUGCUGGAAAACACUUCUCUUAUUUACCUGUAAGAAGGGUACUUGUAGGCUACUUGAAUGAAGAGGCUGUGCUGUUCCACUGGUCCUUGCUCUUCACGUCAUGUCUUAACUGAGGAAAAGACUGAUGCAAUCAAUAACCAGAAGAGUUGAAAUAAGCAGGAAGUUGGAAAUCCGAAGGGUGGUGUUGCAUAAACACGUGUUUUUCACAUCCUAAAAGGAGAAAACAAAGAGUACAAGACAAACACACGGACUCUCCUUUCUGAGUGCUUUCUACGAAGUACUGGCUACUAGUGGAACUGAGUUUUUCAACACUUUGCCACAUUGGUACAAAUGUUUUUAGAAUUCUUUUAACUGCUUCUCAUUAUCUGGAAAAAUACUGUGGUAACUGUUGAAAUUGCCUCUCUUAAAAUAUACAGAAACAGAUAUUAGAACUGGGUACCAGCCUUUGUCCGAAGUUCACAAAACUUUCCUGUUUGGUCAGGCAUAGUAUAUAUUUCUUAGACAGCCCUCUGUUGGGGCAUUUUAAAUUAUUUUGUGUGCACACAAACUGAAAUAAAUGUUGCAAGGAUGUUUACUUGUUCAAGUGGCAAACCAUGUGUUUAGGAAGGUGUUAAAGAGCAUGAGUAACUUCUUU